AUGAAUGCCGCCGAGGUGCAGAGGCAGCACACCCAAGUGUCGGCGAUGGGCCAUAUGGAGCCGCUGCAUGUGGGAUCUCUUCUUGAUGCUCUAGCACGCAUGGUGCAUACGCCUGCCGAGGCAUUUGUCGAGCGCGAUACCCUCCUGCACCGAUGUGACGACGAAGCUGCGCAGGCGUUGGAGACGUCGGACACGCGAUGGAACAAUGUGCGCCGGGCGCGCUACCAAAUUCGUCUGUCCGUGCGUACCGAGCACGGAAUGACGCAGCUCGUGCUCCCGCAGCCGCCCGUGCCACCUGGCGCCGCACCAUCCGUGGCCGUCCGCACGGUCGUGAUCGUCGAUGUCUUGACGCCCGCGCCUGACAUGCCGCCCACGCCCCUUGAGACGACGACGAUCUUUGCCAUGCCUAUCGAAGAGCUCGCGGAGCAUGCCCAGCACCGCGCUGGGUGGGACGAACUUGUGGCUCUGCUGCAAUGGGCGCCCGAACGCCAGGUCAUGCGGUACGGCCUGCGGUAUGUGCUGCCGUCCGAUCAUCCGCUUGUCCUGCAUGAAUUGCGCAUUUUCCGCGCUACGGAUUGGUCCAUCGAUGCAUCCAAUCGACCCAUCGAGUGGACGCCGAGUUCACAGAUCCACGUCCGCGUGGUAUCGACGCUGCGGUCCGACGUUGGGCCCGGCAUUCCCAAGAGCCAGCAGGACGAGACAGCGCGUGCAUUGGAGUACGCUAUUCAGUACACGAAGCACCUGCAAAAGUCGCUGGACGCGAUCGUGCCCCUGGAUCGUGAUGCCUCCUAG
Malassezia restricta is the source of this 792-nucleotide messenger RNA. RefSeq lists its product as uncharacterized. Lineage: Eukaryota; Fungi; Basidiomycota; Malasseziomycetes; Malasseziales; Malasseziaceae. The transcript has 2 exons. Bases 1 to 792 code for a protein of 263 amino acids. The record is from RefSeq and is a predicted model, not a curated record.